UAAAGAAGAUGCUCAUGACUCAAUGGUUCAUAGUUUCCGACAUGGCUUCUCAGGUUUUGCAGCCAAGCUUACCAAAUCUCAAGCCAAGGAUAUAUCAGCCUUACCUGAAGUUAUUCAUGUCAUACCGGAUAGUUUCUACAAGCUGGCAACAACUAGGACAUGGGACUACUUAGGUGUUUCUGCCACUGAUCCAAAGAAUCUUCUUAAUGAUGCUAAUAUGGGUGAUCAGAUUAUCGUCGGCAUUAUCGACACUGGAGUUUGGCCAGAAUCUGAAGUAUUUAACGACAAUGGGAUUGGAUCGGUGCCGAGUCACUGGAAAGGAAGCUGUCAAUCAGGAGAGAUGUUCAACUCCUCCCACUGCAAUAAAAAGCUUAUAGGAGCAAAGUAUUUCCUCGAUGCUUUUGUUGUGGAGAACGGAAACUUCAACUCCACAGAAUCACUUGACUUCAUUUCCCCUAGAGACCUUAAUGGUCAUGGCACGCAUGUUGCUACCAUCGCGGCAGGUUCGUACGUGCCCAAUACAAGCUACAAGGGGCUAGCUGGAGGGACUGUAAGAGGUGGGGCACCCCGUGCUCGUAUAGCAGUUUACAAAACUUGUUGGUAUCUAGAUGAUCGAGGCACAUAUUUAUGUUCGUCCGCAGACAUCUUGAAAGCAAUGGACGAGGCAAUCCAUGAUGGUGUUGAUAUUAUGUCUCUUUCUCUAGGCUAUGAACCUCUGUUUCCAGAAACAGAUGUUCGCGAUGGGAUAGCUACUGGGGCAUUCCAUGCAGUCUUAAAGGGUAUUGCAGUUGUUUGUGCGGGUGCUAAUGCAGGCCCAGCGGCUCAGACAGUUACAAACUUGGCUCCUUGGAUUAUCACAGUGGCUGCUACCACUCUAGACCGAUCCUUUCCCACACAUUUGACACUUGGGAACAACAGAGUGAUACUGGGUCAAGCAAUGUACACAGGUCCAGAACUUGGCUUCACUAGCUUGGUUUACCCAGAGGAUCCAGGAAACAGUAAUGAAACCUUUAGUGGUACCUGUGAGCGUCUUCUUAUCAAUUCUGAUCUUACAAUGGCGGGGAAAGUCGUGUUGUGUUUCACAACAUCACCUUACGGUACUGCCGUAUCGAGGGCUGCACGCUAUGUGAAGCGAGCCGGUGGUCUUGGCGUAAUCAUCGCAGGACAGCCAGGCAACAUUAUCCGACCAUGUGUAGAUGAUUUCCCUUGUGUUUCUGUUGACUACGAGCUCGGGACCAACAUACUUCUUUACAUACGUUCCAGUGGAUUGCCUCUUGUGAAGAUACAACCAUCUAGAACACUCAUCGGACAACCAGUUGGUACUAAGGUGGCAACUUUCUCAUCUAGAGGACCUAAUCCAAUUUCACCCGCAAUCCUUAAACCAGAUAUAGCAGCACCAGGAGUGAGCAUAUUAGCGGCUACAACCACCAACACCACACUAAACGACCGAGGAUACAUUUUUCUGUCGGGAACAUCAAUGUCAACUCCUACCAUUUCAGGAGUUAUUGCGCUUCUCAAAACUCUGCACCCUGAUUGGUCCCCUGCUGCCUUUAGAUCAGCCAUGGUCACUACAGCUUGGAGAACAGAUCCACUGGGAGAGCAGAUUUUUGCAGAAGGGUCGCCUCGGAAGCUUGCUGAUCCGUUUGACUACGGUGGAGGCGUUGUGAAUCCAGAGAAAGCAGCAAAACCAGGUCUCAUAUACGACUUGGGCCUCGAAGACUAUGUUCUAUAUAUGUGCUCUGCUGGUUACAACGAGUCAGCAAUCUCUCAGCUUGUCGGUAAAUCAACAUCCUGCUCGAAUCCCAGACCAUCUGUUCUUGAUUUCAAUCUGCCUUCAAUCACAAUACCAAACCUCAAAGAAGAAGUUAGUCUAACCAGAAUCCUAACUAAUGUUGGACCACUAGACUCGGUCUAUAAAGUAGCGGUUAAACCACCGAUGGGAGUUCAUGUGACCGUGACGCCUGAGACUCUAGUGUUCAACUCAACGACCAAACGGGUCUCUUUCAAAGUCAACGUGUCAACCGCACACAAAAUCAACACAGGCUACUAUUUUGGAAGCUUGACUUGGAGCGACUCUGUGCAUAAUGUGACCAUUCCUUUAUCUGUGAGAACGCAAAUUCUGCCCUUCUACUACGACGAGAACUAGAAAAGAAAGAAAACUAACCAUUCAUGACCUUUUAUAGCUUUGUCGUUAGAUUGUGUUUAUGAAAGCGUUUAACUACUUGACUAAGUGACAUUGGAUAAUAAAUAUAUUAAAUAAAAAU
Raphanus sativus (radish) is the source of this 2264-nucleotide messenger RNA. RefSeq names its product subtilisin-like protease SBT3.7. The record is from RefSeq and is a predicted model, not a curated record. Gene Ontology annotation, biological process: proteolysis. NCBI's taxonomy places the organism in Eukaryota, Viridiplantae, Streptophyta, Magnoliopsida, Brassicales, Brassicaceae. Bases 23 to 2146 code for a protein of 707 amino acids. Gene Ontology annotation, molecular function: serine-type endopeptidase activity. The transcript is spliced from 8 exons.